AUGUCCCUGGCGGAGCGGCGGCGGGAGGAGGAAGGGGAGCGGGAAGGGGAAGCAAGGGAUGGGGCCGGUGCCGGGGAGGAGGUGGUGCAGAUCCGGCUGGGGGAUAAAUGCUACCCGGUGUGCAAGAGGAAGCUGAUCGAGCAGAGCGACUAUUUCCGAGCGCUCUACCGCUCGGGAAUGAGGGAGGCAGGGCAGGGCCAGGAGGAGCAGCUGCUGCGAGGGGGGCUGAGCGCCCUGGGGCUGGAGCUGGUGCUGGACUUCAUCAACACGUCCUGCCUGGCCCGGCUGGAGCAGGAGGUGGGCGGUGAGAAGGAGCCGCCGCUGCUGGAGGAGCUGGUGGAGGCCGCUUCCUACCUGCAGGUCACGCCCCUGCUGCGGCUGCUGCUGUCGCAGGUACGCCUCGGCAACUGCUUCGAGCUGCACCGCCUGGCGCAGGUGUACGGCCUGCAGGACCUGCACGACGCCUGCUUGGACUUCAUGGCCGCCCACUACCACCAGGUGCUGCGCAGGCCCGACGCCCGCCCGCACCUCCUGCUGCCCUCGGCGCUGCAGCAGCAGCUGCGGGAGCGGCGCAUGAGGGGCACGGCCACCCUCGUGCUGCUCGGGGACUUUAUGGGCGCCUGUCCGCCGGGGCUGCCCGCCGGCUGCCACCCCCCGGGGGACGCGCCCUGGGCCAUGCUCAGGUACGACGAGGAGGCGCAGCGGUGGCUGCCGCUGGCCAAUAAUCUGCCCACCGAUCUGGUGAGCGUCCGCGGCUACGGCUCGGCCACGCUGGACAAUUACCUGUUCAUUGUCGGCGGCUACCGCAUCACCAGCCAGGAGAUCUCUGCCGCGCACUGCUACAACCCGUGCCUCAACGAGUGGAGCCAGCUGGCCUCGAUGAACCAGAAGAGAUCCAACUUCAAGCUCCUGGCUGUCAGUGGAAAGCUCUAUGCCAUCGGUGGCCAAUCCCUUUCCAAUGUGGAGUGCUACAACCCGGAGAAUGACUGGUGGAAUUUUGUGGCAUCCAUGCCAAACCCUCUUGCAGAAUUCUCAGCUUGUGAAUGCAAGGGCAAGAUCUAUGUUAUUGGAGGAUACACUGCACGAGGCAGGAACAUGAGCAUCCUGCAGUAUUGUCCCACUUCUGAUUCCUGGACCAACUUGGAGCUGUGCGACGUGCACAUCCGCAAGCAGCAGAUGUUGUCUGUGGAGGAGACCAUCUACCUGGUGGGAGGCUGCAUCCUCGACCUUGGACCAAACCAGAGAUCCGGCCCCAGCGAGGACCUGCUAACGGUGCAGUCCUACAACACUACCACCAAAGAGUGGCUCUACCUCAAUGAGAACUCAUCCAAAUCUGGCCUUAACUUGACUUGCACUCUCCACAAUGAUGGAGUCUAUAUCUUGAGUAGGAAUAUUACUCUGUCUUCCAGCUUGGAGCAGCGUCUCUUCCUGAAGUAUAACAUCUUCACAGACAGUUGGGAGUCACUGGGGCGUUUCCCAGCCUUUGGACAAAACAUUCUGAUCUGUUCUAUGUAUUUGCCUGAUGGGCGAGAAGUGUAACAGCAUGAGGGUUUUCUUUUCAGUUCAUUAAUCGUUCUUUGAUGAGAUAUUUCUCCCUCUGAAUAAUUCCAUUUUCAGAAUGUAAUGUGGUUGCAUAAUGCAGGCAUAAAAUACUGAUUCUGUUCUCUAAAAAGGUUUCAGAGUCCAAUAUGAAGAGAAAUGCUUCCAGAAACAGUUUUAAGAUGUUAAUUUAAACAUUUUACUGGUUUGGAUUAAAAUUUCACCAGGUAUUGUUUGCAAUUUAAACAUAAAAUAAUUGUGUUGGCAACUGAUACAGAAGUUCCGAAAGCAAAACUCAUCAGUCUGGUUUUAUUUUUCAUCUUAAUAGACAGCAUAGAACAAAACAUAUACAUUUUUAAAGUUGAAACAAUUCAAUAAAGUAAAAAAUUAGUAUAAUCAAAAUCACAACAGGAUUUAUUUCUUUUAAAAUACAGGCAAGCAAUGUUCUGUCAAAUGUGCAGUUUCAAAUUGCUUAUGCUGUCCCCAUUUUAUCUCAUGGCAGCAAGUGAGAUUUUCGAAGGUGCCAGAAAUUGGGGUCCCAUCAAGAAGAACUUCCUCUGGAUUAUUUAUAGUGCAAUGCUUUGCCAGGGACUGGUAGGAAUUGCCUACAGUUGCUAAUUGGAAAGUAGAUGCUCCUUUAAUUGAAGUUGGCAGCAUUUCAAGCUACUAUUAAGAUAGAGGUAAAAAGGCUCUUUAUUCAAAGGGCGGAAUUUCCUAAUUGUCAUAAAGGUUUAAGUUUUAGUUACCUUGUUGUGUUCUGUAGUACCUAAAACUCAGUUUUAAAGAUCAAAUUGUAGUUUCGAGCUGCCUGUUGUGAAAAUGUCCUUGAGCAUGAGCAGAGGUGAUUCUGCUCCAGGUGCAUCCUGAUUACUAACACUCCUGUUGGACACACCUGGAAGGCUUGGCUUUUGUAGAUGACCCCCUGAACACCUUCCCCAGAGCAGGGCCAUGUGAGUGUUGGCUCUUCUUUGUGUCAUCAGGAGAGGUUGCCUCAGGUUUGCCAGCCACUGUUGUUCGUCUCUAUGAAGGGCACUGUAAGGUGCUCACUGUGAACCUUCCUUUGUGGGGAUUCUAGAUAUCUUUGUCGGGAUACUGCAGGCGUUCCUUCCCGUUCCUGCCUCUUGCCAGAGAGAACUGUGGCCAUGAUUGGUCCCUUUUCUCCUUGUAGCUGACAAAUGCAGAAGUGUCUUGAGGUGCCUGCCCAGGUCUGGAAUGUGUGUCCUCACAACACAGAGAGGAAAGAGGUUACCAUGAGAAGAGCCAGGUUAGACAUGUGCGAAACACAUUGUAGGUAUGCUGGUUCUGCUCCAGCUGCUCAUCCACAUGAUGAGAUUUAAAGCACCUGAACACAUUCCUAAUGUGUGGAGAUAUCUUUUUUAUUUCUUCAUUAGAAUUCAGGAAUCUGAAUCUUUUGAAAACAGGGGCCUGUUGUACAGAGGAGGAGGCAGCAGUGGUUCCCUCAAGGUCCUUGUAACUCCUUGCUUUUCCACAGUUUUGAAUAAAACCAGUUCUUACUAAAGGGUUACCAGUCUUAAAGUGCAUUGCCAAUCACUGCUCACACAUUAAUCUUGGUGCUUCCAAUCACCUGUCGUAACGCAAACAGAAAAUCCCAGAAAACUUCUCCAGAAUGAGAAUGUUUGUAUUUGAACAUUUUUAGGAUUAAAGAAACCACAACACAAGGUAUUUUGGAUGUCUAAAAUUUAGCUUUUUGGGUGGAACUUUUGCAGCCUGGUGGAGAAUGUCAUGCAUCAGCCCAACAUGG
Molecule: messenger RNA, 3301 nt
Organism: Poecile atricapillus (Black-capped chickadee)
Lineage: Eukaryota; Metazoa; Chordata; Aves; Passeriformes; Paridae
Product: kelch-like protein 42
Exons: 3
Coding region: 1-1539 (512 amino acids)
Molecular function (GO): protein binding
Source: RefSeq, a predicted model, not a curated record